AAUAUUUCCAAGAAAUCCAAUUUACCAGAAAAAAUGCAAAACGAGACCGAGCUGAAAAACCGAAAAUCUCCGAAAGUUUUGUCACCAGCGUCAAUACCAAUUUUAAAAACUUACGACGAAUCUUCUCGCCCAGUAGUUCCACCUAACACCCCCAAGAAUUUUGAAUUGCAUAUGUUGCAACUACCUCAAUUGCCGACUGAUAUCGAUAAAAUCGAAAUUCCGAUCAUUCGCGAAGUUGGUAUCCGAGACUCCAUCGUCAUUAUAUCGAAAUAUUUCGGCUGUGAAGAUUAUAAAUUAAAUUUAGUUCAGUUUUGGUUUGUAGAUAUAAUUUUAGAUCUGCUUUGGAGGUGCCAAGAUGAAUAUAACUUCCCAUUGGAAUACCAAAAAGCAAUCUUAGAAUGGUUUUUUUUCAUAGUCAAAUUUAUGGGUGUUAAAAAUAUGACACGGAAUCAGCUGUUCGAAAUAUUUGAUGAAGCGAUCAAUCUUGCGGAAGAAUAUGUAAACUCAGGUUGCACACAACAUUUACCUAGUCCAAAUAAUUUGUUUACUGUGAAAUACCAAUUUACAUUGUCUAAUGAUAUAAUUCCUGAAACGACUGCGAAGUCUUCUGAUACCAAUACAUCCAUAAAGUCAGAAAAUAAGUAUCACGAGACCUAUUUUGCCCUAACAAAUCAAGGUGGUAUUCGUGUAUUUAAAAUGCCAGAAAAAAGUGGUAGCUGCGCGGACCCUUGGUUAAGUUCAUCUAUUGAAACUCUCUCCGAACAACUUCGAAAACCAAAACGUCAAACGAUUAAUGAAGACACUCAAUCCGAAGAUUCAGCGAAUUCCGAAUCGUUGUGCCAGAGUGACAUCGGCACCCAUUCUAGUUUGAAAUCUUUACAGAAAUCGGUCCAUGAAUCGCCGAAUGAUCUUACUACAUUUCCGGAAGAAUGUAUUGGCGAUGUGUGGUAUAAUAUUCCCAAAAAGAAUGUGGUAUCUGAAUGUCCGAGUUUAGUUAUUGAACCACAAAAAGACCUUUCACAACCUAUGAAUUCCGAUUCGUCCACAGAGUAUUCGAUUGGAGAACCAAUAGUCGAUAAUCCGCAACACAUCAAACAGGAAAUAUUUAAAGCAUUUUACGAUUACAACUUCUGGACUAUGAAAAACGAAUAUAUGGCCGAUCCCAACAAAGGAUGGAGUCCUUCGCUUGAUAAUAGUAGUAAUCAAAUUAAGGAAUCCAGCGGCUUAAAUCCAAAACGUCAAUUUAAAUUUCCGUCAAACGACAAGCAGACACCUCGGGAAACGAAUAAAAACGUUUCGACCAAUUCGUGUUUGAUAAUGGCGGUCAAGCAAUUCGUUUUCGAUUAUUUUUACGACAGUUUCGCGUUCGAGCUUAUUAAGAGUUCAUUAAACGGCGGUCAAUAUACGUUUAUGCAAGAUCUAAACACUGUCUGGUUCGUUCCGAAGCAAAAUAAGACCGAACUAAAAAAACCUACUCCCAAAAACGAUCAGCUCGAUAAAACAAAGACAAACAGGAAAAAUAACGCAGCUGUUAAAAAACCGGAAAAAAUUAAAGACGAGAAUAUCGUUAGCGAAAUAUCCAAAACUGGUAAAAGCAAACCGUUGGAUAAAAAGCAAAAAAGAAGAGCAGUCGAGAUGGAAACUGUUAAAAUGGAACACAAACUGGACGAGGUAGAUGCAACUAGUAUUCAAACAUACAUAUUGCCAUUAAAUGAUGCAGUCAACGAUAAUUUUUUUUCAAAUAUUUUUGUGCGCUAUCGACCGAAAAAAACAAACUGGAAAUAA
This is a messenger RNA of Cylas formicarius (sweet potato weevil), 1785 nucleotides long. RefSeq lists its product as uncharacterized. The transcript is spliced from 2 exons. The coding region runs from base 34 to 1785 and encodes 583 amino acids. Lineage: Eukaryota; Metazoa; Arthropoda; Insecta; Coleoptera; Brentidae. The record is from RefSeq and is a predicted model, not a curated record.